This is a messenger RNA of Lynx canadensis (Canada lynx), 1005 nucleotides long. It is a transcript of the gene TMEM11, whose product is annotated as transmembrane protein 11. Gene Ontology annotation, biological process: inner mitochondrial membrane organization. The coding region runs from base 32 to 610 and encodes 192 amino acids. The record is from RefSeq and is a predicted model, not a curated record. The transcript is spliced from 2 exons. Gene Ontology annotation, cellular component: mitochondrial inner membrane. NCBI's taxonomy places the organism in Eukaryota, Metazoa, Chordata, Mammalia, Carnivora, Felidae.
GCGAGACAUUUGCGAGCAGAGUGUCUCCAAGAUGGCCGCUUGGGGAAGGAGGCGUCUUGGCCCGGGCAGCAGUGGCGGCAGCGCCCGAGAGAGGGUGAGCUUGUCGGCCACAGACUGUUACAUCGUGCACGAGAUCUACAAUGGGGAGAACGCCCAAGACCAGUUUGAGUACGAGCUGGAGCAGGCCCUGGAAGCCCAGUACAAGUACAUCGUGAUCGAGCCCACGCGCAUCGGCGACGAGACUGCCCGCUGGAUCACCGUGGGCAACUGCCUGCACAAGACCACCGUGCUGGCGGGCACCGCCUGCCUCUUCACCCCGUUGGCGCUGCCCUUAGAUUACUCCCACUACAUCUCCCUGCCCGCAGGCGUGCUCAGCCUGGCCUGCUGCACCCUUUACGGCAUCUCCUGGCAGUUUGACCCUUGCUGCAAGUACCAAGUGGAGUACGACGCCUAUAAACUGUCCCGCCUGCCCCUGCACACACUCACUUCGUCCACCCCGGUGGUGCUGGUCCGGAAGGACGACCUGCACAGAAAGAGACUGCACAACACGAUAGCACUCGCCGCCCUGGUGUACUGUGUAAAGAAGAUUUACGAACUCUAUGCCGUAUGAUUUCAGUAGAACAGGGAGAGAAGCAAUCGGCCCGGCCCACGAGAGACCACAGAGUGUUCAGAUUUGCCACAGUAACAGGUUUUUGCUCUGUGAGGCGGCGGCGGAGCCUGGGAAGGUGUUUGGUUUAAUAUCUGUUAUUUUAAAAAAAUAACACAGGUCACAGGCGUACCAAGGGUUUUUCAACUCCUUACACUAAGAUGUGGAUUUCCAUAACCCGCAGGGGGUCCGAGCGGUGGAAGUCUGGGAAGACCGGGCGGUGCGCGUUGGCGGCACGGCUGCCGAGGGGAUGUGAAUGCGCUUGCGGGGGGCGGGGGGAGGUCUUUAAGUAUAUUGUUUAACUGUACCAUCCAGAGCCAACCAGAAGCUAUUGACCAUUAAAAUUAUGAGAAUUUCAA